Molecule: messenger RNA, 1142 nt
Organism: Punctularia strigosozonata HHB-11173 SS5
Lineage: Eukaryota; Fungi; Basidiomycota; Agaricomycetes; Corticiales; Punctulariaceae
Exons: 1
Coding region: 51-1106 (351 amino acids)
Biological process (GO): mitochondrial translational elongation
Cellular component (GO): mitochondrial matrix
Molecular function (GO): translation elongation factor activity; protein binding
Source: RefSeq, a predicted model, not a curated record
GAGCCCCUUCGUCACGUCAAGUCCCGCAAAGCGUCAACUUCUCAAUAGUCAUGGCAUCAUUCCUUCCUGCGGCCAGGAGGACGACGGCCAACGCGCGUCUCCUGCGUACCCUCCGAUGCUACUCAACCGAACCGACCAAACCUUCGGUCAAGCUCAUCGCUGAAUUGCGCAAGCUCACCGAGGUGUCCCUGACAAAAGCCCGAGAAGCACUCGUGGCAACCAACAACGACCUUGACAAAGCCCUGGAUUGGCUCCAUAAAGAGCUUGCUGUGUCUGGCGCCAAGAAGGCCGCGAAGGUCGCCGGACGCAAUGCCGGCCAAGGGCUCGUGAGCGUUAGUGUCCUCGGACGCGGAACAGGCUCUGGGAAUGGCGGGUUACGCGCGGCGAUGGUGGAGCUGAACUGCGAGACGGACUUCGUCGCCAGAAAUCAGCUGUUCGGUGCACUGGCUGCGGAUAUCGCGCACACUGCCGCGUUCAUCACCGAACCCACUUCGUCGAACACUCUGCUCACGCCGUGCUCAUUGGAGGCACUCACGCAUGCACCCCUCAUAUCCGCAGCUAAUAUCGGAACCACGGCUCAUUCGACGGUUGCCAGUGCGAUCCAGGAGACCAUCGCCAAGGUUGGCGAGAAGGUCUCCCUCCGUAGGGCAGUCACAGUUGUCCGCGACCCCUUCCCUUCCUCUCAAUCAGAGCUCGGCCUCCGUGUCGCCUCGUACCUCCAUGGAUCCCUCAAUAACACAUCACAAGGACGGGUUGGCGCUCUGGCUCUCAUUGGCCUAAAGUCAAACCGCUUGUCUGAAUUGCUUUCCGGAGACGCUUUCCGCGGGGAUUUGGAGAAAAUGGAGCGCGCCAUAGCGCGCCAGAUAGUCGGUUUCGAAACACAAUCAAUCACAGCCAGCGGUACCGAAGCUGACGCUGACGAAACAGCGUUGUACGAGCAGCCCUUCAUGAUGCUUGGUGGGGAUGCAGAUGGAGAUAUUGUACGGAAUGUGCUGCAGUCGUGGGCAAGGCAGCGAGGCAUGAACGGAGGAGCGAACAGACAUGGCGGGGUGGAAGUACUGGAAUUCGCCAAAUGGACUGUGGGAGAGCCUACGCCCGAGGCAUAAAAAGCACACGUAUCAAGUAUGCUCCUUACUUAAUGC